CAGUCCUCCGGCACUUGGAUCCGUUGUCAGGUCGAGUAGCGCGUGUCGAUCGGUUUCCUCGAUCCGAUCCGUUCGCGUUUCACCUCUCGGAGAGGGUUAUCGCGCGUGGGCCGCGCCGGAAACCGUAGAUCGAUAUCGUCCCCGCGAGAAAGUUUCGCCGGGUUCUUGGGAACAGUUUCGAGAACGGCCGAGUUUACGGUAGAGAGAAACGCGGAGGAAUGGGAAGCGAGUAAGUUUGAUCCGCGGUGGAUGGCGACGAAUUUUCUUGGCGGGAAAGCCAAGCGCCGGUGUCUAGAGUUUGCCGAUGCAAACGAGGGGAUCGGGGGAAUCGCGGCUGGCUCGCCAGCUGGCAAACAAUGUUAUCUGCCUGUUGCUCGCAAUUGCCAGGGCGACGACUAAUUAGCGUCGACCGAUGUAGCGUACUAGGUUAAUCUCCGGAGCAGAGACAUCCGAACGGAGCUGGCUAUCGCGCGUUGCAUACGUCCGUGUGUACGCCGGGGAAAAAAAAAUUGUGGUUCGCGCGAGCGUAACGAGUCACUUUACUCGUGGCAAUUACCGCAUCGCUAACGGUAAUUGCUCUCGCCUCUGUCCGGCGUCUAAUUUGCAAGGUGCUCGAGCAAGUUUCUCGCCUCCGACGCAGUCAGUCUUUUUAUCGCUAUUUACCGACGAUUAUCGGUCGCGGCUAUCACUCGACAGAAAGUAAAAAGAAAAGUCGCGAUUGCGGUGCGUCGUCAGAUUUGAUAUCGAGAAACGUAGAAAGCGUACCGCGUGUCGGCGAUGGUAUACCGCCGUUUUUUUUACAUCGUACUUCCGGCGUGACUCGAACGAAACGCGCAUCCGAUUAAACGAAUAAGGAAAAGAGCAAGAAGUCAGAAGCGGAAGAACGGCGUGCAGACGGCGAGGUCGUUUAAGCCUCGCCGCACCGGCAGAUCGCGAGCGAGCGUCAUAGACGAACGUGAACACUGUUCUCGGGCGAUCAUGGUGGCACUCGGUUCCCGGUGAAAAAGGGAGCCGCGCGUAUGAGUAAGAAAGUUCCUUCCGCGAUCCCUCGGCGAAGAAACGUACAUCGAGGGAAUUAAUCGAUCGCGAACGAUAACGGGACCCCGAUACGUCUUGGGACUCGCGCGUAAUCGCGGAUACGUGAUUUGGCGGAACGCGUAACGAGCUGCGUAAGUAAGUCGAACGGUGAACCUACCCUCUUCGCGGUAACGAGCAUCCGAAGACUUCUUCUUCGUCUCGCGUCGGCAAAAACUGAGCUCGAGAUAGCCGUUUCCUGUCAUCGUGGGACGACGCUGACGAGAAAAUGAAUUCGGACCGGUGAACGGUAAAUGAAUUUCGAAAAUCGCAGACAGCGCUUUUAUAUAUAUGUUCGCGUGGAGUGUAUGGCGUUUUAAUUGAAUCCAUGCCACGGUUGGGAGAACAACGACGGAUGAAACGCACCGCGUUUUAAUAAACAGUUGGAAAACGAGAGAGAACUCGCUACCGCGUUUCUCUUUAUGAACGCGUGCUGAACGAAACUUAGCCUUCUUUCCACCGCCUUUUCAUCCCGAAGAAAAGGGGAAUUUAAUUAUUGUUUAAACUCAGACUGGCAAGUCGCCGCUGCGGCUAUUUCUGUCGCCGGGCGCCGUCGUCGCGUCGUUCGUGCAAUUAAACUGUAUUCUUCCGCGGGAGCUUAAUUUGAAUGAACUCCGAGUAUUCUUUCGAGCUUAAGCCCGUCCUGAAAGAAGGAUCAACGGGAUAGUGUUCGCCAGUUGAGCGAGUUUCGACCGAGGCUUUAAGACGGAUCGCUGCUCGUAUUCUGGCCUGGAGAAUGGAAGAAAAAUGAGGCCUGAAUAUAUUGACAUACAUUAGUUCCGUCCGGUCGGAAUCCAAUUUGUCUUAAGUUUUUAUGCAUUAUUAAAUAUCGACAACGUUGAGAAAACAGAGGAUACAAUUAUCGUGGACAUUUAAAUUUCAAGAUGCUGGCGAGAUCGGAUCCAGUCUCGAAUUGUUCGAGCGAAAUACAACAGCGAAACAAACUUUCGAUAUGAUUCUGCUUCGUAACAGGAUAAGAAUUUUAUCGGAUUUCUGUCAUAUCUGCGAGAAGAUUGCCAACGCAUGAUCCUCUCUUGAAGAACAGAUAAGAUACGUUGAUUGAAUUUAAACAGUGCGAAUACAGGCGCUUUGUCGAGCAGUGUUACGAGUUUUAAGUGUACAAGCUGAGGAAACGUGUUUCUAUAUAAGAGAUCGUCGAGUGAAGGAAGCCUCUGAUUAAAUUCUCGUGGGAAUCUGUUUGAGAAACGUACCGAAAAAGAGUGAAAAUUUUAUAAAGCGCAUUCGUGAGUGAGAAUGAUUACUGAAUUUAGGAAUCAGAUUUCGUUCUUUGCCAUUGUACUAAAUUAAUCAGAAACACCUGAAACACACGCCAGGAAACAGUGAGAUUAGGUCCGUGUGUAUGAAACGUCGUUUUAUUAUCUAGUUAACAUUGGAAUAAUUUCGUGUCAACAAGAUUUAUAAAAAAACGCAUUCCAAUUCCAGUAGAUGUCGUAAUUCUCUUUAUACAUUAUAGAUAUUAUUUUCAAUAAUAUUACAGGAAGACUAAUUAAACCAACAAAUUGUAUUCUUCAGUUUAUUAUUUCUGGCAAUGAAUUUUUAAUGCGACCUGAGAAAAUGAAAUUAUCUAUUCAUUUAAUAACACGUAAAAAUGAUUUAUAAAUCUUUCGACUAUCGUUUGCCGCAUUUUAUGACGACGUUUUAUGCACCAAUCUAAUAAAAGCAGCAAGGAAGAUUUACGACGAACUGUAAGAAGGAUCGAUCUACUUAAAGGAUUCUACCGUUCGAUAACGCGAUUGAGAGGUUGUGUGUAUACGCGUGUCGGGCCGACAGUCACGUACUCGGUGCACGCGUUUUCGAUUCGAGGCUUUGGGGACGUGGUACCGUUCGAUUCUUCGCGUUAGACCACGCCGAUAUCGGCCGCGUUACUCUUCACACGAGGAUUUCGCGACGAUUUUCAUCGCCGACGUUCCUACUUUUCACGUUCAGAGAUUUCAUGUGAUUAUUCUGUGGAGAUGCUCAAAAUACGGAUGCUGGACUAUAUCGGGGACACGGGGAGACAGCAGCUGGAACAAUCUGUGUAUUGUGAGGCUGAGCCUCGGCGUGCAGCCUCGGAGGAUGAAAGGCAAGAAGUCCAAGGCGCUAAUCAAGAGAAAAUAAAGAGCACCACGCAAGAUUUAUUCGAGUUACUCGAAAGGGUACAGAGUUCGCGUCUCGAUGAUCAACGAUGCGUCCUGCCACCGUACUUCUCUCAGACCCCGAGGGAGGACCGUGCGGCAGCGUCGAGUCCUGCUAAUCAGAAUAAUCACACGCCAACACCGUCCCCGUCACCGGUCGGUGAUGCGCCCGUCGGCAGGGCUCUCAUGGAAGCUGCGCUCCAGCAAGCCACUUCCGGAUUACAGCCACCACUGGUGGUGACACCGCCUGGAUACUGGCUCGAUGGCACCGAUCAUCGACACGCCCUGGACUCUGCCGGCAGGGCACUGCUUCCGGCCCAGCCAGCCUGGCAACCCAGGAUAGACCAGGACGACACGGCUAAAUGCUACAGACGAUUCUUCGUCGGUCGGGAACACGUGAACUUGGUAGGAAGGGAUGGUGAGAAUGGACCGGUCCUCGUCUCGGUGAAGGCCGAGACUGUCGCUGGACAGGAGCACUGGAGGGUGCUGCUGCGAUUGCGGGCAGGUUCCACCCACGAAUUGGUACCGGCCACGAACCUCGGCCCGAAUCCGUCGCCGGCGAAAAUGGUCAAGGCGAUCAACGAAUCUUUAAAUGUUAGCACGCUGAUGCCCGUGGUCUGCUCUGGUGCCGGUACUCUGAUCGCACGAUACGACGAACACGCCCUUGUCUCCAGGUUUAAAUUCGGCGUUCUUCAUCAACGCUCCGGUCAAAUCACCGAGGAACAGCUCUUUGGGAAUAGGCAAAUCACGCCGGCCUUCCAGGAAUUUCUCGACCUACUAGGUCAGAAGAUUGACUUGAAAGAUCACAAGGGGUACCGCGGCGGUCUGGACACCCGACACGGUCAGACGGGUGAUACCGCGGUGUACGAGUUAUUCAGGGGUCGAGAAGUGCUCUUCCAUGUCGCCUCGCUUCUGCCGUACAGCCCCGGUGACUCUCAGCAAUUGCAACGCAAGAGACACAUCGGGAACGACAUCGUGGCGAUAAUAUUCCAAGAGGAGCCAACUCCCUUUAGUCCAGAUAUGAUCGCCAGCCACUUCUUGCACGCGUUCAUCGUCGUGCAAGUCGUCGACCCCUGCACUCCUAACGCGAGGUACAAGGUCAGUGUAACGGCACGGAACGAUGUUCCUUGGUUUGGCCCAACUAUGCCAACGCCCGCUGUAUUUUUGCGAGGAGUCGAAUUCAAGGAAUUCCUUUUAACGAAAUUGGUGAACGCCGAGAACGCAGCUUACAAAGCUGAGAAAUUUUCGAAACUCGAGUUGAGGACGAGGUCAGCUCUGUUGGAGUCUCUGACGGAGGAGCUGCAAACGAAAACCGCUGAGUUCUUGGGCGGUGCGAUCGGUUUGGGUGGUACCGGAUUAGCGUUCAGCGGGAACUGCCCGGUGAGUCCAACGGCGAGCGAUGCUUCCGGGUCCGGCAGCGGCGGAAGCGGCUCCAGGUUCAUCGAUACUGUUCGCAAGGCGUUGAUAUCUCGCGUCAGGAACGCCUCGACGGAGAGCGUGCCGCAACAGUUGUCAAAGAAGGGUCAGUCGGAGCCGAGCCCGCCGAGCAAUCGACAAUCGACUACGAAGAUCAACAGCAAACGUUCGGUAGAGCCGUCGAGUCCCUUGGGCUCGCCGGAUUUGACUCUGAGAAGGGACUCGGAGCGCGGUAGCCCCAGCUUGGGAAGCCAAGACAGUAGCUUAUCGAACACAGACAAUCAAGAUAGCAGUUUAGCCACUUUGCAACAAGACGAGGUCGAUCGCAGGGAGUCCGCCACCUCGGUUUCUGCCAGCAAUAACGACACCACGACGACGUUGGUGGAGAAGACCUCCGUGUCCUCUGUUCAAAGACUGACUCACGAGAAUUUGCGGAAACAGGAGAGAACGACGGAAAAGACGGAGACCACUCAACGAGUCAUCUCCGAGAGCGACGACAGCUCGUUGAACAGCGAACUGGAGUUGGACCAGGCUGUGUAUCCGGACAGCGACACUGGCCUCGAGUCGAUGAGUUCAGCCGAGACUCACGACACCGCCAGGUGUACCACCAAGGAUAGCGUUCUGGAGAACGAGAAUCUGAGAAUGGAAGUCACCAGGCUCAAGUGCGACAAACUGGAUCUACUCAGGCAGAACGUCACCUGUCAACAUGACAUAAAACGGUUGCGAGAAAAGGAAUUGCAACUGCAAUCGGAUCUCGCAGCCGCCUCGAAGGAGAUCCUUCGAUUACGAGCCAUGCUGAAGGAAUGUAAAACGAGUAUACCGUUGGAUAACAAUAAUCAGCAAACGUCUACCGUUUAAAGAGUUUGUUGCGGAUGUGCUUGAUAUACCUUGGAUCGGUGGACAAUUUCCCGUUGCAAUUACUAGAUUUUAACGAGCGUUAGUUAGGCGCAGUAGUCGAGAACUCUGUAUGUACCUUGCUCUCUCGGGAAUCUUUUAAAGAAAAGAAAACAAAAGAGUGAAAAUCUAUCCGGAGAAGUAGUAGUUUGCAGAGAGAAGUUUUCAAUCUUGCAAUUGGCAAGCUGCUUUAUGUUCAUUUAUUUUUAACUGUGGUCGAACUUCUUUUAGAUAGAAAUUACGGUACAAACGCUGUGUAUUAUACUAUAAGAGAAAAAGGGUCAGUGAAAAGGUGGUCGUUUUAGAGAUAUUGUUUUUCCGCUGCACGAUGAAACGUGGCAGACGCGUCUUUCGAGAGAUAUUCGCAACGUAGACGCUAAUUGUUACAUAUAGAUAUUUGUUUCGCUAAUAACCAUCAUUAUUUAUCGAUUAAUUUAUUGAUAGGCAUAAGUUAAUCUCCAAUAGUCAAUACAGUUACAAAUAAAUAAUCACACGAGCGUAAACCACUCGCGAAUAUACGAAUAGGAAUGUUUAAAAAAGAAAAAAAAAAACAGUAGGUACGUCUUGUCAGUAUAAUAGGGAAGAUAUACAUUAGAAUAAAAAAAAAAUGUAAAAUGGCCUUUAGACUUAGCGUUUCCGAGACCGAGAGUAAAUACACAGAAAUUAAUAUAAACAUAUUUUAUCUGUAAUAAUUGAAUGUUCAUAAAAAAAAGUCGAGAACUAAAUAUAUAUAAACAUUAAAUAAAGCGGUUGUAAAUUCUCGUGUUGUUUUCAAGCGAGAAGCGACUGCGCGCAUUGUCCCAUAAGAGAAUAGUGUGAAACGACUGAACGGGCUACAGAGAUCUUAUGGGCUAUAUAGAAAAUAUGUGUUUUAUCCGAUAUAUAUUUCUGACGUCUCACAUUGAAACAAGGAUAUGUAUCGUUAGUUACAGUAUUCGUCGGCGGUGAAUCUACCGAAAUGAAAAUACCAUUACUAGUUUUUUAGUAUUAGUCAGAGAAACGAUGUUAGGAAACGUGAGAACACCUCGUUAGCUAAUCUUCCGAUAUCUCGUUAGCCAAUUUAGAGACUAAGAUUAGGUUCUCCUCCUGAAGCCGCGGUUCGAUAGUAAAUCGAUGAUUUAACUGCACCAAAUUAUUUAACAGCAGCACGCAGCGUAUCGAUGUCAGUAAUAUACAAGUAGGACACGUAUUAUCGUUCAUCGUUCACUAACUACACAAAAAUUAAACUAAGUACACUUCGUUUUUCGCUUAGUUCCGCACGCCCUUCCUUUCACUACAUUUUGACCAACGGUAUUAAUACGUUUUACUAUAACUGCUAUUAUUAAUACGACUAUUCGCAUUAUAAUUAUAAUUAUUAUUAUUAUUAAUCUCGUUACGUUGUCAUUUUCUUCUUUUUGUAAAUAAUCUGAUAUCUUUCUGCACAGCGGAAAGAUCGGAGAUGUUGGAGAAACGGAAACAGGCAGAGGGACACGAGAAUGUUCACUCAUAUAUAAUACCAAAGUUUAUCGUAAUAAAAUCUACUUCUCUUAGUUUUUCUACAUUCCUUUUCAUACACGAUAUUUGCCUCGGAAGGAACAUGAGCCUGCGUAUUAUAAAAUAGCAUGUACAUGUAUACUUUCCUCGAGCGGACGUUUUUUCUACAAGUACAAUUCUUUCUUCUGGAUUUGAAACGGGGAACUUUGUAUGUAUUUACAACUACUUUGCAGACGUAUUACGAUUAUCACUGCCUAUACAACGUCGUCUCGAAGUGUACACAAUAUUUUAUUGGUUUCUGUCGUUCGCGCAACAAGAUAAAAAUUCGUUCGGUCGCAUUGUUUGGCACAAAAAAAAUCUCCCGAGUGAACUGAAAUUUAUUCAGAGUUUAAAUCGGUGAACUGAUUUCGAAUAAUGAUCUUUGUAACGCCGGCUGAGAAAAUAGAACGCGCGCAAACCUCGGAGUAAAGCUAUUUUCGAUCGUCGUAAAAUAUGAACAUACACAGUUUACAUUUUAUACAAUUAACGGAGGCGUUUUUCAUAGAAUUGUUUUAAAACGUAAAAUGGCUGAUUGGGAUACGUUCGAAUUUGUUAAUUGAAGAUCGUACACUACGAUUACGUUGAACAUUAAAGUUACUGUUUUAACAAACCGAUUGAUUUGAACAGAGCACGCACAUACAUACGCAGUCGAAACGAUAGUGAAAUUUAACGCUGCGGGACACUGAGCUACGCAGGUAUUAAAAAAUUCUCAUUACUGCGUAUUAUAAAUUGACGGGAAGGCUUGGAAUUAACUGUAAAUAACGUUAAACACGCGUUUAAGUGAUGAUGGGUCAUUUGAUAAGAGCGUUUUUUCGUCUAAACUUUAGAAGGGGAAAAAAAUUAAGUAAAUGAAUAAAAGAAGAAGACUAAGUUUACCAUUCUCUAGUGUGAUUUCUAUGCUGGCCUUGCAAAAUCAAAGAAAAGAUUAUCUAUAUUACAAAGAGAUAUGUGUUAUAUUAUAUUACGAGAGCGAGAGAGCGAGAAGUGAGUGUGCGUGCGAGCGAGAAAGAGAGAUAAAAUAUUACUGCUAUAAAUAUAUAUUUUGUAUUUAAUAUUGUAAUCGCCCAAAUCUAUCUAACAGAACUGCGGAUACUAUUAUUCUCCGAAACACUACGACGCGAAAAUAUAUAUGUUUCUUAUGACUGGUGUAGAAGUAUUCGCAUUCUAUUUUUUCUUUUCUAAUGCACGACUGUCAACUUCAAAAAUCAGUGGUAAUGAUGUUCGCCAAUAAAUAAAACGAUUUAAACCAA
This is a messenger RNA of Ceratina calcarata, 8281 nucleotides long. Its product is annotated as rap1 GTPase-activating protein 1. Lineage: Eukaryota; Metazoa; Arthropoda; Insecta; Hymenoptera; Apidae. Gene Ontology annotation, molecular function: GTPase activator activity; protein binding. Gene Ontology annotation, cellular component: cytoplasm. The record is from RefSeq and is a predicted model, not a curated record. The transcript is spliced from 11 exons. Gene Ontology annotation, biological process: regulation of small GTPase mediated signal transduction. The coding region runs from base 3048 to 5483 and encodes 811 amino acids.